Molecule: messenger RNA, 1910 nt
Organism: Drosophila miranda
Lineage: Eukaryota; Metazoa; Arthropoda; Insecta; Diptera; Drosophilidae
Product: solute carrier family 26 member 6-like
Exons: 4
Coding region: 16-1887 (623 amino acids)
Biological process (GO): transmembrane transport
Cellular component (GO): membrane
Molecular function (GO): oxalate transmembrane transporter activity; chloride transmembrane transporter activity; sulfate transmembrane transporter activity
Source: RefSeq, a predicted model, not a curated record
GAUCGGUCCGCUCUGAUGUGUGAUCGAUGUUUCAGUUGCUUUCCGUCUGUGAUAAGCUCAACAACCCCCCAGUUCCGUACCGUACCCGGACCAUUGAAGAAACCCAAAAAUCAUAUAAAAGCAACGGGCAGAGAGGCCUGGAAGCGUUUAAAAGACUUGCACGAUCGCCAGCAAAGACGACGUCGACCCCCACCAAACCACGAGGAUAAUCCCAGUCAAUAUUCGAGCAUCAACAGCGAAGACAUUGGCACAUUGUUACUACCCAUAUCAAAGAGGAGAAUCCCACCAACUGGAGCCGACUCGGAGGACCCAGAAGACUCAGAGGAAGAGACCCACUGUGACGCCGUAUUCCACCUGAGACAGUCGCAAUUUCAGCGAGAUCUACGCAUCCAUCCCUACACAGACACCAAUGUGGCACGUGGCGGCGGCGGUGGCAAACAGAGAGACGUCCAAGAAGUAGCAGAAGAUACAGCAGCCAUCAUGCCGACUGAUACAGAGAGUCAAGAAACCAAGCCCCUGAACAACAACAACACAAAUGGAAACGGAAGUGGCAAUGGAAGCGGAAACGGAAACGGAGGUAGCGGUGGCAGCGGCAGUGGCAAUGGCAGCACACAAAGUAAACCAAAAAUCCAGCCAAAGUACAGCAUCCAUCGGGAUGUGCUCACCCACGAGGUGGUCAUCAAGGAGACGGGCUAUGCGGCCCGCGACAAGAGCAUACCCUCGUCGCUGCGCAGCUGCUGGCAGAGCUGGAGCUUCUUUGCGCUCUUCACGGGCGUGAUACCCAUCCUGCAGUGGCUGCCCAAGUACUCGCCACGGCGGGACCUGGCCGGCGACGUCAUCGCCGGCUUCACGGUGGCUAUUAUGAACAUCCCGCAUGGCAUGGCCUACGGCAUCCUGGCUGGAGUAUCCGCCGGCAAUGGCCUGUAUAUGGCCGUGUUUCCGGUGCUGGUCUAUCUGCUGCUGGGCACGUCCAAGCACAUAUCGAUUGGCACCUUUGCGGUGGCCAGCAUGAUGACCCUCAAGGUGGUGCAGACAUACGCCACCGUCGACUCCACUCUUACGGUUGCGGCCAAUCUAACUGCGACAGCGGACACCCUGCCGCUGGCCAACGGCACGGCGGCGAGUCUCACGCCGCCGGCGGAUGUGAUCACGAACCUGGAGGUGGUCACAUCCCUGGCCCUGGCCGUGGGUAUUGUUAAUCUGCUGAUGGCCUUCCUAAGACUGGGCACCCUGGCCUCCCUGCUGAGCGAUCCGCUGGUGAAUGGCUUCACGACGGCAGCCGCCUGUCAUGUUGUCACGGCGCAGCUGAAGGAUGUGUUGGGCAUCGAGGUGGAUCGGUACAAGGGCGCCUUCAAGAUCGUGUACACGCUGAUCGACGUGAUCAAGAGCGUGCCGCAGACGAACCUGGUGAACUUUGGCUUCUGCGUGGCCGUGAUCAUCUUCAUGGCGGUCUGCAACGAGAUCCUGAAGCCGUUCCUGAGCAAGCGCUGUCGUCUGCCGCUGCCCGCCGAGCUAAUAGCCGUGAUCGGCGGCACCCUGAUCUCCAAGUGCUUCGAUCUGCAGCCGCAGUUCAAUGUGCAGCUGGUGGGAGUGAUACCCAGCGGCUUGCCGGAGCCCGUUCUGCCCCGGCUCGACCUGGUGCCGAAGGUGGCCCUCGACUCGAUUGCCAUUGCCGUCGUCACCUACUCGAUCAUCAUGUCCAUGGGCCUCACAUUCGCCCGGAAGCACGGCUACGAGGUGCGGGCCAACCAGGAGCUCUUCGCCAUGGGCAUUGGCAACAUUGUGGGCGGCUGCUUCUCCUGCAUACCCAUGGCCUGUUCGCUCUCGCGAUCGGUCAUCCAGGACCUGUCGGGCGGCGUAUCGCAGAUAGCUUCCCUGAUUGACUGAAAAAGUCAAUUGGAACUCCAUUG